Molecule: messenger RNA, 807 nt
Organism: Oldenlandia corymbosa var. corymbosa
Lineage: Eukaryota; Viridiplantae; Streptophyta; Magnoliopsida; Gentianales; Rubiaceae
Source: the annotation of a GenBank genome assembly
AUGAGUGUGAUCGAACUUCUCACUCGCGUAGACGCGAUCUGCAAGAAAUAUGACAAGUACGACAUCGACAAGCAGAAGGAUGCCAAUAUCUCCGGCGACGACGCCUUCGCCCGGCUUUACGCAUCCGUCGAAUCUGACAUCGAAACCGCUCUACAGAAAGCUGAAGCAGCUGCCAAUGAGAAGAGUAGGGCAUCAGCUGUAGCCAUCAAUGCCGAGAUUCGUCGAACCAAGGCUCGGUUGCUUGAGGAGGUUCCUAAAUUGCAGAGGCUGGCGAUUAAAAAGGUUAAAGGGCUCUCAGGAGAAGAGCUUGCUGCUCGUAAUGAUCUGGUGCUCGCAUUACCUGAUCGGAUUCAAUCCAUUCCUGAUGGCUCUGCUCCUGCACCCAAGCAAUCUGGAGGUUGGGGGGGCCUCGGGGGGCCUUCAGCUUCUCGGACAGAAAUUAAAUUUGAUUCAGAUGGGCGUUUUGACAGUGAAUUUUAUCAACAAACUGAUGAGUCAAAUAACUUCAGACAAGAAUACGAAAUGCGCAAAAUGAGGCAGGCAUGCUUGGAUGUCAUAGCAGAAGGUUUAGAUACAUUGAAGAACAUGGCCCAAGAUAUGAAUGAGGAAAUUGAUAGGCAAGUUCCUUUAAUGGAUGAGAUUGACACCAAGGUAGACAAAGCAACAUCUGACCUCAAGAAUACAAAUGUCAGGCUUAAGCACACUGUUAAUCAGCUGAGAUCUAGUCGGAAUUUCUGCAUUGAUAUCAUUUUGUUGUGCAUAAUUUUGGGAAUUGCAGCAUACUUGUACAAUGUUCUAAAGAAGUGA